CGGUCAUCGGCCACACAACAAGCUCCAAGCAACUCUUUACAAACGGCAGCACCACCACAACUACUACACCCUUUAUCACGGUCUGUGCAUUCGCACAUCGUUACCACUAUGGUUAGAGCACUCGGGAACAACUCAAUUCGCAGUGGCUAGCAUCGCAGCGCAUUGAGUCGACAACUUGGACACUGCACGCCACAUUCGCAGUUCUGUGCUGUUCCGCUGCGGCCGGUCACCAUUAGCAUCCGCAUUCGCUUCACACGUUGAUCCAUUUCUUCGCUCAGCAAGUUCAAGUUGAAUUCGUAGUCAAAAACGAAUUCGUAAUUGAUGUUGAUGUCGCUGUCGAUGUUCAUGUCGUCGCUUGUUUUGCGCGUUGUCUAACGGAGUUCGUGUUGCAUUUUGCAAGAAUAAAUACAAAAGUGCCGCCUUUAUUACUUCUGCGCUUUCAGCUACUCCUAAGCGUUGUGCAUCGGUCAUUAGACAUAUGUUCAAGUGUGCCAAACAUUCGCGAUUGUGAUUUUGCAUGCGCUGUCGUUCAAAUUUGGUGUUCCGUGCGAUCGCAAACUAACAGUAACAUAUUUCGCUGACAUUACCCAAUAAUCAAAAGGUGUUUGGGCGCGUUGUUACUUUGGGUUUCGCCGUCGGUGAAUUUAUUCAAAAAAUUUCAGCUUCGCUCAGCUUCGCUGGUAGUGUAAUCAGCGCCACGAUCAGUUAUUGUUUAAAUACAUACAUUUUUAUACAUAUUUAUAAAAAAAAAAUCAUUGAUUGAGGCCGAUCGCUUUAAAUACGCAGAUUCGCAAAAUAAAGUUAACGGAACUUGUGUAAUGAAACAAUUGCUAUCAAAUUCUACCUACAAACUGAAAAUGAUAAAAAAUAGUAAACAAACAUACAAAAGAAAUGCAAUAUUGCCGUUUUCUUAACUUUGGUAUAAUUACGUUAAAUAUUGAUUACUAACCAUGUGCAAUAUAAGGAUCGUUCAAAAAACUAAAAAUUGAGGAGUGUGUGCGAUUUUUCAAAAAAAUAUAAUCACCACUUCGAAAAAUUAGUGAAGGAAAUGGGUAAAACUAAAAUCAUAAAACAAAUAAAAUAUUGACAAUAAAACGGGAAUAAGGGAUCAGUCUCUGUUAGACAAAUUUAUAUGUGGAAUAAACUUUUAAGUGAAUUCUAAUACUAAUGUAACCAAGUGAUAAGAUCUACCAACGUUAAAAAGGACAUAUAUAAUAUUUGAACUAUGAAAUAGUUGUUUUGUUUGAUAAAAAUCCGUUAUUGUGAAAGGUAUAGUGCGUUGGAAUAAUAAUUACAAACGUUCAUACUUAAAUUCGUAGAGGCUUCGAGAAAUGAAAAGAAUUUGUUUAUUCGUUUGAAAACUUAAGUAAUGGCUACAAAUAAGACAAAUAUCAGUGAUUUGAGAGUAUAAUUAAAGCCAUAUUACAUCCGAGAUUAGCGCAUUGCUUUUGUUAUAGCCUUAACUACUUAAUAUUUUAUUGAACACUACCCGUACAGCUUCUCAGUAGGAAGUCAUUAAUUAACUGCCCAAAGGAUUUUGAGUACAUACCUAUGUGUGUGUUCACAUUUAAUAAUAUUAUAUAUAUGAGUAGAACCUGACCAUCUAUUUCAUCACCUAUUUAUCUUUAACUGUUGUUUCAACUGAUAAUUAUAUAUAUAUAAAUGGACACACAAACAUAACACAUAAUAAUAAUAAUAAAAAAGUAGGCAAAAUUAUUGCAACAGUUGGAAGCUUUUUUAUCAAGAAAAAACUUCAAAUAAACAAAUAAGUUUCAAUAUCAAAACAUUAAACCUAACAGGUAGUAAAGGUAAUAAAGGUGCGUUGUUAUACGUACUGGUAUAUCCAACUAAAGUGAGCAUCACCAUUUCACUCUACAUUCACCCGCCUUAUUCGCAACUGCACGUUCAUCACGCACGCACAGCGAAUAGGCUUCGUAGCUGUUCUUUAAUGGUUUCUGAGGAUAAUUGGAACAGCGACACAAUGUCCGAUUCGGACAUGCAUGACUCAAAGGCAGACGUUUGUGGUGGUGCUUCCAGCAGCAGCGGCAGUUCGAUCUCACCCCGCACUCCACCAAAUUGUGCACGGUGCCGAAAUCAUGGACUCAAAAUCACACUAAAAGGACACAAACGAUAUUGCAAGUUCCGUUAUUGCACUUGUGAAAAGUGCCGCUUAACCGCCGAUCGUCAACGCGUCAUGGCACUGCAGACGGCAUUGAGACGGGCACAAGCGCAGGAUGAACAAAGGGUUCUGCAGAUUCAUGAGGUACCGCCAGUGGUCCAUGGGCCAACGGCAUUACUUAAUCAUCAUCACUUGCAGCAUCAUCAUCACUUGAAUCAGAAUCAUCAUGCGAGCGCUGCAGCUGCAGCAGCUGCUGCUGCGGCACAUCACCAUAUAUCGACAGCGAUCCGAUCUCCGCCACAUGCCGAACAUGGCGGCGGAAAUGUUAGCAGUGGUGGUAACGGCGGUAUAGCAGGUGGAAUCGGUUCUGGCAUCACUUCUGUAUCUGGGUCGGUGCCACCACCCGAACAUCACAUGACCACAGUGCCCACUCCAGCACAAUCGCUAGAAGGUUCCAGUGACACAUCUUCGCCAUCACCAUCGUCCACUUCAGGAGCGGUAUUGCCCAUAUCGGUGGUAGGUCGCAAACCAUCUCUGCAUCCUAAUGGAGUAAAUAUUCCUUUAGCUCAAGAUGUCUUUUUAGAACAUUGUCAAAAACUAUUGGAGAAAUUUCGAUAUCCAUGGGAGAUGAUGCCAUUAAUGUAUGUGAUAUUAAAAGAUGCUGGGGCAGAUAUUGAAGAGGCUUCAAGACGCAUUGAGGAAGCAAAGCGAAUUGUGAAUCAAACCAUAUCGCUACAUUGGAUGGAUAGACAAUUAUACUAUAAUUACUACUCAUCCGCAGCACUAGUAAACACUCCUCCUACAUAUUUUCCAUAUCCGAUUGCCAUUGGAAGCAACGGCUUACUAACAUCACACUUUUCGCAUCUAACGGCCUCUAUUCGACCACCAUCGCCCGAGCAACCCACUCUAAGUCGAACGCCACCCAGUCCAUCUAAGCCUUCGCGACCAGGUAGCAUCCUCAGUGAAACGAUGUCGCCGCCAGCAGCCGCUACAAGCUUGACGUCAUCCGCCACAGCUGCUGCAGCUACGUAACAGCAACAUCAGUCGCAACGCUACAGCCAGUCUACUCAUGCAACCGCUGCUGUUGCAGCUGCAGCCGCAGCGGCUGCUUUGCUCUUAGUGGAUGACUAAACCAUUAAUACUGAAGCUAAUCUAUUUAAUUGUUAUGGAGAUAAAUAUUUGCAAAUUUAGUGGAACUAUCACUUGGAAAAUAGCAAUAAUUUUAACGGAAAUUUAGUGGAAAAUUGCGAAUAUAAGGAUUUAUUAAAUAAAAAAUUUUUUAGCAAUUUUCAUUUGUAUAUAAUUAAUAUACAUGUAUUAAGAAGUUGGAUGCAUCUUUAUACUUAGAAAUAUUGUUUACUAACUCUUUGUAAAAUCUACUGGAAUAUUCUGGAAGCCUAGGAAAUGGACACGUGGAAAAGUGAACAUAGAUCUCAUUACAUCAAACAAAUUGCACAUAGUAUGCACAAAUAUAAAUAUAUGAAGCACAAUAUGAUAAAUAUUAUAUAUGUAACGAAAACAGUUUGCAUUUUUCAACAGCUAUAACAUUUUAAACAUAAAUAUAUUGUGUGUAUGUAAGAACAUAUUUAUUAAAGUCGAAUUUGUAGUAAAACGUUAAUUAAUAUAUUCCAAAAAUGUAAAGAAAGCUUAAUUAAUUGAAUACAUUCGUUAAUAAUUCAAAUUCAUAAAUAAAAUAUUAAAUAUUAUAUAUAUGUAUUGUAUAUAGGGGAAAAAAACUAAGCAAUGAGAAAAUAUCAAGUGAAAAAUCCUAUGUUUAUUAGAUUAGUUUCAGAACUAGUUAUUUAUUCUAGUUGGUAAUUUAACUGUGAAUUAUAAUAAAACCCAUUGAAAUAAAGUGGAUAGCAAAUAAAGAAAUGCAUAA
Molecule: messenger RNA, 4001 nt
Organism: Bactrocera oleae (olive fruit fly)
Lineage: Eukaryota; Metazoa; Arthropoda; Insecta; Diptera; Tephritidae
Gene: dsx
Product: transcription factor doublesex
Biological process (GO): regulation of transcription by RNA polymerase II; sex differentiation
Cellular component (GO): nucleus
Molecular function (GO): RNA polymerase II cis-regulatory region sequence-specific DNA binding; DNA-binding transcription factor activity, RNA polymerase II-specific
Source: RefSeq, a predicted model, not a curated record